UGGGCAGACCUGAGUCUAGGCAGACCUCUCCACCAGCGCUAGAGUGGACAGUGAGUUCUCUGUGCUGGACACUGGGAAGGGCCUUUUCUUUGCCCAGGGCCUGCAGUCAGACAGGCACUGAAAAAAGAGACUAUUUUCCACUGGAUCUUCCCUUCCAGACACUCCCUGCUGCCCUUCCAGGAAGGAGGCCCUGGGGUCCCCUGCCAGGCUCACAGAGAGACAGCUGUGCCCUGACAGUGGCGAAGGCCAAGAAGGAGAAAGCUGGGGAACGCUGACAGCCCGCCUCCUGUCCAGGAGCCGCUACCCCUACCCCAGGCCUUCCUCCUGUGGAUACAUGGUUGUGCAGGACAGCACGGAUGCCGGGGAUGCCAGAGUGGGCGUGCAGCUAGAGCCCUUCCUGCACCAGGUCGGGGGGCACCUGAGCGUGAUGAAGUAUGAUGAGCACACUGUGUGCAAGCCCCUCGUCUCCCGGGAGCAGAGGUUCUACGAAUCCCUGCCUCUGGCCAUGAAGCGGUUCACUCCUCAGUACAAAGGCACCAUCACGGUGCAUCUCCGAAAAGACAGCCGAGGCCAUCUCAGCCUGGUAGCGAACCCACUGAAGGAGAACCGGGGGCCCUUCAAGGUCUCCACGGAGUCGGCGGCAGUGGCAAUAUGGCAGACUCUCCAGCAGACCACCAGCGGCAGCGGUGGCGCCCACACCCUCGCCCAGUGGCAGCACACUCAGCUGGCACACUCACUCGAGAACAGCUCAGCCACGUCACUCCUGAGGUCAGAGUUCCACCUCAACGCCCACGUGUCCUCGCUGGUGGAAGAUGCUAAUGGAAACCAGGCCGAGAGGAGGAGCUUUAACCCGUGGGGUCUGCAGUGCCACCUGGCCCACCUGACCCGCCUGUGCACUGAGUACCCGGAGAACCAGCUGCAUCGGUUUCUGUUGCUGGAAAACGUCGUGUCACAGUACAAGUACCCCUGUAUCCUUGACCUGAAGAUGGGGACCCGGCAGCACGGGGACGAUGUGUCCGAGGAGAAGAAGGCCCGUCACAUGAGGAAGUGUGCUCAGAGCACAUCAGCCUGCCUGGGCGUCCGCAUCUGCGGCAUGCAGGUUUAUCAAAUUGAUAAGAAGCACUUUCUCUGCAGAGACAAGUAUUAUGGAAGAAAACUCUCUGUUGAGGGGUUCAGACAAGCCCUCCAUCAGUUCCUGCAUGAUGGAACCCGCCUCCGGACAGAGCUCCUGGAACCCAUCCAGCGCCAGCUUCGGGCCCUCCUCUCGGUCAUUCGAAACCAGAGCUCGUACCGGUUCUACUCCAGCUCUCUCCUCAUCAUCUAUGAUGGGCAGGAGCUGCCAGAAAGGACCUCAGAGGGCCUGCAUCCUCCGGAGGCUCCGCAGCCGGACCACGGCAGCUCUUCUGGAAGCCUCUCCAAAGUUGACAUCCGGAUGAUCGACUUUGCUCACACAACAUACAAAGGCUCCUGGAAUGAGCAUACCACUUAUGAUGGACCAGAUCCAGGCUAUAUUUUUGGCCUGGAAAACCUCAUCCAGAUCCUGCAGGAUAUUCAAGAGGGAGAAUGAGGCUUGUUGCGCCUAUCCAGAUUUUUCUGGAGCGCAGAUAUCAAAAGGGACCUAUUGGCAGCCGGGGUACUCUAGACACUGUUAGAGGUCUUUGUAAUCAUUAUAUCCAUGUUUGAAAGCCAUAUGUGGCAUAUUAAUGGCUGCUAAAGAAACCAGCUCUGGAGAUAAUUCCAUGUACUCUGGCAUCUUAUGCUAAUGCUGGUCGUCAGAGGCUGGACACGCAGUGUGAAAUGGCACCAUUUUAGAGUAUACUGGAAGGCUGCAGCUUGAGUGAGAAGCCAGCAUUACAGUGAGAUUCUGGAGAAUUCGCAUUUAAAAAUGCUUUUUGUUGUCAUGCCGAAGUCUUGGCAAGCUGUGAGGCAAAAAACUCUACUUGAAGAAGAGUCGAAGAGGGAGUUCCUGAGUGUAUGUAUGGCUUGUCUGCUCGCAUGGGCUGCCCACUCCAAGGGCAGAUACAACAUUAUAAUGAAUGACUGUCUCUUACCUUCUUAAGAGGCAUUCUCUGUGGGGCAGGAAGAAGUGGGACAGAUCUGCCCAUCUCACCACCUUCCUGCCCAGGGUCUGAAUGGACAAGGUCAAUCCAGAUACAGCCCAGGCAAAUCAAGACCCCACGUUCUCCAUUGUUUCCCGUGGAGAUGAGGGUCUCUUUCUAGACUUCCGGGUACCUUUUGGAAGUGAUGACUCUGCCACAAAAUGGCUCCAACCAUGAAAUGCAGCUUCCAGGUGGGGGUGGAUUGCACAAAAGAAUGAGCCACUGAUGUUACAUUACACUCCCCGCUUUCUAUUUAUUUAUUUUGGGGGUGGGGUGGGGGAGUCAGAAGAGAGAAGCCUGGAAGGCCAAAGAAACCAGGCGCAAUGUUUACAAGACUGGUGGACAAGUGUAAAUACGGAACAAAGAGCAAACAGUUCUAAUUAAUUCCUUCUUCUGCAGUGUGGAAACCUAUUACAAUGCCCUUGAGUCGAGCACUAAGAUACGUUACCCAAUUAGGGAAAUAAAUUUGUUAAUAAAAUU
Molecule: messenger RNA, 2579 nt
Organism: Herpailurus yagouaroundi (jaguarundi)
Lineage: Eukaryota; Metazoa; Chordata; Mammalia; Carnivora; Felidae
Gene: IP6K3
Product: inositol hexakisphosphate kinase 3
Exons: 6
Coding region: 335-1567 (410 amino acids)
Biological process (GO): phosphatidylinositol phosphate biosynthetic process; inositol phosphate biosynthetic process
Cellular component (GO): nucleus; cytoplasm
Molecular function (GO): inositol hexakisphosphate kinase activity
Source: RefSeq, a predicted model, not a curated record